Messenger RNA from Acanthosepion pharaonis, 1653 nucleotides. The record is from the annotation of a GenBank genome assembly. NCBI's taxonomy places the organism in Eukaryota, Metazoa, Mollusca, Cephalopoda, Sepiida, Sepiidae.
AUGUGCCAGACACCUUAUGUAGUGGCCGGCACCGAGCACUUAGGCAGUAGUACUAUCACACAUGCGGCACCCAAACGAGCAGAAACUUUUGCUGGCUUUGACAGCCUUGAUUUAAGGAAAGAGCCUGUUCAUAAACGCCAACUGUCUUAUGCUCAUCCUGAUGGACGAAGUUCCAGUAUGUUUAAUCUCUCUGAAAGUGAAACUUUGUCAGCCAAGGAUGCCAACAAAAUGAAUUUCCGAAAAAGUGCAGGUUACUUACAUAGUAUGAUGGCUAAAAAUUCACCAGUGGAGGGACUAGAUGCAGGCCAGACGGUCAGUUGGGCUGGUUCUGUUGGUUCUUCAGAGAUGCUUCCAAUAUCCACUCCAUCUUCUAGUGUGCCAUCUAUUCCCGAUUCCACUGGUUCCCCAUCUUCUGCAUCUCUUGUCUCAACAACAGCUGCAAUAACAAACACCUCAGACAGACUUUGCAAUACUGUACAACUUUCACAGUUUCUCCAUGGCUUUGUGGAAUUAUCAGUUCAACAAAGCACAGCGUUAGAAGGUAUGCGGCAACAACUGGUGGAAGCACAUGAUAGAAUUGCCAGGCUAAUGGCAGAAAAGUCUGAGAUUAAUAAACAUUCCCAGCUUGAGGAAUUAGUUAUUCUAAAUAUUCCCUUUUUUUUAUCUUCUUUUUUUUAUCUUCUUUUUUUUUUACCUUUCUUCUUUUUUUUUUACCUUUCUUCUUUUUUUUUUACCUUCCUUCUUUUUUUUUUACCUUCCUUCUUUUUUUUUUACCUUCCUUUUUUUUUUUUACCUUUCUUUUUUUUUUACCUUUUUCUUUUUUUUUUUACCUUUCUUUUUUUUUUUUUUUUUUUUCUUUUUUUUUUACCUUUCUUCUUUUUUUUUACCUUUCUUCUUUUUUUUUACCUUUCUUCUUUUUUUUUACCUUUCUUCUUUUUUUUUACCUUUCUUCUUUUUUUUUACCUUUCUUCUUUUUUUUUACCUUUCUUCUUUUUUUUUACCUUCUUUUUUAUCUUAAAAAAAAAAAAAAAGAACUUUUCUUUCUUUCUUUUUUUUUCUUUUUCUUUCUUUUUUUUUCUUUUUUUUUCUUUCUUUCUUUUUCUUUCUUUCUUUUUUCUUUCUUUCUUUUUUUUUUUUUUUUUUCUUUCUUUUCCUUUCUUCUUUUCCCUUUCUUUUUUUUCUUUCUUUUUUCUUUCUUUCUUUUUCCCUUUCUUCUUUUUCCCUUUCUUCUUUUUCCCUUUCUUCUUUUUCCCUUUCUUCUUUUUCCCUUUCUUCUUUUUCCCUUUCUUCUUUUUCCCUUUCUUCUUUUUCCCUUUCUCCUUUUUCCCUUUCUCCUUUUUCCCUUUCUCCUUUUUCCCUUUCUCCUUUUUCCCUUUCUCCUUUUUCCCUUUCUCCUUUUUCCCUUUCUCCUUUUCCCUUUCUCCUUUUCCCUUUCUCCUUUUUCCCUUUCUCCUUUUUCCCUUUCUCCUUUUUCCCUUUCUCCUUUUUCCCUUUCUCCUUUUUCCCUUUCUCCUUUUUCCCUUUCUCCUUUUUCCCUUUCUCCUUUUUCCCUUUCUCCUUUUUCCCUUUCUCCUUUUUCCCUUUUUUAUCUUUUUUCCUUUUUUAUCAUUUUUAUCUUUUUUCCUUUUUUUUUCCUCUUAUAAUAAAAAAUGA